AUGGGGGUGUCGCACGCCCUGCUGUUCCUGGCCCGCGCUGCCCUUUUUGCAGUCCUGGAUGUCGCCGCUGGCCCCCACAGACUUUGUUAUAACCUCACGGUGGCAUCCCAAGAUGCGAGGUUUGUUGUUGAGGGACGCCUGGAUGGUCAGCUCUUCCUGCACUAUGACAGCGAAAGAGGCAGGGCAGAGCCCCAGGGGCCGUGGGCAGAAGCAGUCCUGGGAGCUGAGACCUGGGACACAGAGACCAAGGACUUGACAGAGAUCGGAAAGGAACUCCGAGUGACCCUGGCACAAAUCAUAGCUCUGCAGGGCCAGAAAGGAGUCUCACAUUCCCUCCAGGAGGAACGAGGCUGUGAGAUCCCAGGAGGCAGCAGCGCCAUGGGCUUCAGGCAUUUCUACUAUGAUGGGGAGCCCUUCCUCUCCUACAACCCGAAGACACGGACAUGGAAAGUGGCUCAGUCCUCAGCUCAGACCUUGGCUGUGGAAGUCAAGAAGUCCUGGGACACAGAUGGCAUUCAGAGCAAGGAUUACUGGGCCCGUGUGCAUGGAGAACUUUGUAGACGACUCCAGAGAUAUCUGGACUCCUGGAUGGACCUCAAGGAGAGAGCAGUGUCUCCAGCAGUGAAUGUGACCCCCAGCAAGGCCUUGAAGGGCCGCGUUACCCUGCCUGAUGUGAAUGGGACCUACCAGUCCUGGGUGACCACCAAGAUUCCCCAAGAAGAGAAACAGAGGUUCACUGGCCACAUGGGACACAAUGGGAGUCACAGCACUCCUCCUGUGCCCUCUGCGUCUCCCUUAGAGGGAAUGGCAGUUCUGGCUUCUGUGGGCUGGGACAGCUGCAUCGUACGUCCCUGGGGCAUUGGCGUGAAAAAGCAACAGCAGGUGCAGCCAAGAGCCCACAGAGGCGCCGCGCUGCUGGGACUCCAGCCUCUGGGGUCAGCUCCUGGGUCCCCCGGUUCACCUGAGGAAGCAUCAGCUGUGUCCAGGCGGCCUGGAUUCAGCUCCCUGCCGGGUCUAACCAGCAUUUUCUCUCUUGGUGCCUUAGUUUCCUCAUCUAUAAAAUGGAGAAGAUAAUAGCAUUUAUCUGUCAUUGUGGUUGGAGGAUGAGAGUGUUAAUUUAAUAUUUAUGAGAUGUUUGCAGCUGUCCCGUAUUAAUUAUUAUCACUGUUUUUGUUUUAUCUUGUAAUAUAUUCCAUGUGUAGUGACUGUAUAUGGUAAAUGAGCCUGAUCUGUGUCAUUACUGUGGCCCCUCCUGAGGAGCCUAAUAUUGGCCUACUUCGCACCUUGAGUUCCCUUACCCCUGUCAGACUCCCACACAUGACUUCCUGUCUACCGGGCCUGCACAGUUUUAUACUAUAAAUGUUGAAGUGUUCUUUAAAAU
Galeopterus variegatus (Sunda flying lemur) is the source of this 1381-nucleotide messenger RNA. Its product is annotated as MHC class I polypeptide-related sequence B-like. The record is from RefSeq and is a predicted model, not a curated record. Gene Ontology annotation, cellular component: external side of plasma membrane. Gene Ontology annotation, molecular function: signaling receptor binding; peptide antigen binding. The coding region runs from base 1 to 1074 and encodes 357 amino acids. Gene Ontology annotation, biological process: immune response; antigen processing and presentation of endogenous peptide antigen via MHC class Ib; positive regulation of T cell mediated cytotoxicity. The transcript has 6 exons. Lineage: Eukaryota; Metazoa; Chordata; Mammalia; Dermoptera; Cynocephalidae.